This is a messenger RNA of Lycium ferocissimum, 1110 nucleotides long. RefSeq names its product protein OXIDATIVE STRESS 3 LIKE 1-like. Lineage: Eukaryota; Viridiplantae; Streptophyta; Magnoliopsida; Solanales; Solanaceae. The transcript is spliced from 2 exons. The coding region runs from base 92 to 847 and encodes 251 amino acids. The record is from RefSeq and is a predicted model, not a curated record.
UCUCUCUCUAAACUGUCUUCUUUCUCUCUCUUCCUCUAUAUAAAGUCUAUACAUAUAACUGUCUAGGUUUCUCCAUAUAUGUAUUGAAACUAUGUCUAUUGCGUUGGAGAGGAACAACACAACAACUGAUCAUCAGAUCGAACGGCCAGGAUUCAUUCACGGAAUGUCGGCGUUUAUUCCGGCGAUGUAUAAGUCGCCGGAUCUAGGCGUUGAGGAUGAUCGGACAUCUUCCUCGUCAUCUUCUUCUAUUGGUCGGAACAGUGACGACUCGCCGGCGCCGGCAGGAUCUUCAUCGGACGGCGACGGCGAGGAGGUUGAGAGUCCUUUCAAAGGUGGUGCUUUGGAUAGUUUGGAGUCAUUGGAGGAGGUUUUGCCAAUAAAGAGGGGCAUAUCAAAUUUUUAUGCUGGUAAAUCGAAAUCUUAUACUAGUCUAGCAGAUGCGGCAUCGAGUCCCUCGCUUAAAGAUAUGGUCAAGCCGGAGAAUGCAUACACUAGGAAACGCAAGAACCUGCUUGCUCAUAGCAAUUUCUUUGACAAGAACCGGAAUCAUUUCCCAAGGAAUAAUAGUGGUGGGUUAUAUAAGAGACCAAUAAACUCUAGAAGCUCAUUAGCUCUUGGUUCAACCUCAAGUUGCUCUGAGAGCAAUAACAGUUCCGAGUCUUUGAACUCAAAUACAUCGUCACCUCGUUUCUCUCUUCCUCCUCUGCCUCCGCAAUCAAGAAGAUAUAGCAAUGAGUCCUCAUCAUCACCUCCUGAACAGAAGUUGAGUGCAUGGAGGUCUUUCUCUUUAUCGGAUCUGCAGGGGGCUGCUGCUGCAACUCCCAGCCUAAUGGGCAUAAAGGAAUAGAGAGAGAUAUCUUGACGAUAACUUAAUUUCACGUCACCCUAUGAACCUAACUUCAGAGAGGUUUCAAUGGAGGUUGGCUUAUUUUAGCAAUUAUAGGCUUCAGUUUUUCGCCCUGCUUCUGUAAUUAUUCCUCAAGGCAUAUCAAAUAUUGGAGUCAUUUAAGAAUGUAAUUGUUUCUGCGUACUUUUAACCUUUGGUUUUCCUGUGUACCUUCUUGUAUAUUUCAAUGUGGUGUUUGCCUAAUUUAGAGAUUUUAUAUUUCA